This is a messenger RNA of Hypanus sabinus (Atlantic stingray), 2380 nucleotides long. RefSeq names its product endoplasmic reticulum resident protein 29-like. The coding region runs from base 35 to 826 and encodes 263 amino acids. Lineage: Eukaryota; Metazoa; Chordata; Chondrichthyes; Myliobatiformes; Dasyatidae. The transcript has 3 exons. The record is from RefSeq and is a predicted model, not a curated record. Gene Ontology annotation, biological process: protein secretion. Gene Ontology annotation, cellular component: endoplasmic reticulum lumen; endoplasmic reticulum.
AUUUGCAUGAAGCUCCCAUCCCCGAAAGGAUCACAUGGUGCUAAUGCGAGAAGAACGAACGAUGGCGGUUACCGGUCGCUCCUCUCUGCUCUUUCUAAUCGCGGGAUUUUUGCACCUUUCUAUUCCCACCGGAGCCCUGCACACGGUCGGUUCCCUGCCCCUGGACACGGUCACGUUUUACAAGGUUAUCCCCAAACUGAAGCAUGUCCUGGUGAAGAUUGACACACAGUAUCCUUAUGGAGAGAAGCAGGAUGAGUUCAAGAAGUUAGCAGAAAACUCUGCUUCCAGCAAGGACCUCGUGGUGGCUGAAGUUGGAAUAUCAGAUUAUGGUGAAAAGGAAAAUGCAGAGCUUGGUGUAAAAUAUAAAGUGGAGAAAGAUGACUAUCCUGUCUACCUGCUGUUCAGUAACGGGGAUUUGGAGAAUCCAGCCCAGUACGUGGGGGAGAUUAAACAGGAAAAUAUUCAGCAGUGGUUGAAAACUAAAGGUGUGUGGGUCGGGAUGCUGGGCUGCCUGGAGGAAUAUGAUUUCCUUGCCCAGGAGUUCAGCGGCACAAGUAGUCAAGAAGAACGGCAGAAGAUCGCGGAGAAGGUAAGGAACAUGAUAGGAAAGCUGCCAGAGUCGGAGCAGAAGCUGGCAGAACAGUACUCCAAAAUUAUGAGCAAGGUCUUGGUGCAAGGUGACUCGUUCGUGAGCUCAGAGAUUGCGCGGAUUGGCAAACUGCUGGAGGAGAGCAAGAUGAGCUUGGCCAAGAAGACAGAGAUUCAGAAGAGGCAGAACAUCCUGAGCUCUUUCCAGAUACCAAGUGCACUGAAAGAGGAGCUGUGAGAGGGAUUUGGGAUCUGUUGAAGUCUGGAGAAAGAAAGCUUCCUACUGUAAGUCAUGUUACUGCUGGAGUUGUCAGGAAAGGAGGGUCUCGCCUUCGGUAGUUCUCUCUUUCCCUAAUCCUGUUUGCUCAAUGUCACUGUCCCUUGCUAUACCCUCAGCUGCCACCUGACAGGACCCACAGGGAAGACAGAAGGUUGCCACCCCUUGCACUGUCCAUUCUCAAUCCCACCUCUCAGUCCUAGAGCAUGGAAGCCAAUAAUGUCAUGGUCCACCUCCUUACAAUCUCUUCCAACUCAGAGUCUUGGCAUCUCAAUUUGUAAUUAUCGCAAAUUGACAUGUAGCUGCAACAGUCCAAGUUCCUCUCUUUGAGAGGGAACUUUCAGCAACAUUAUCUUCUUUCUUUGGCAGUACGUAGCGCAGGGGACAGACAUACAUCAUCACCUGACAUUUUCCUUGCUGUGCAGAGCUCCCCGUUGUGUGGUUGCAGAGGAGCUACUUAACAGCAGUGCUCUACUGCAUUACGAUCUUCCAUUCAGUGUUAUUGGUGGCUUGGGAUCGGUCACCUACAGUAAGGGAACGGCCCGUGACACAGGUAGGCCAGCUGAGAGGAGGGGACACCAAAUGAAUCCAAAUUUAUUUCCCCCCUCCCCCCCAAAGCAUGUAAAAUUAGGGUGAAUUUUACCCAAAUCUGCCCUUCAGCAGUGACAUGGUUAAGAGUUUUAAUUGUUUACAAGCCUUUUUACGAUUUUAAAUCUUAAAAAUAAAUUUUUUCUGUAAUGUUUUGUUGAACAUUUGCUGACAUGACGAACUGAGGCAGAGUCUGUCCUUCCAAAAGCCAAUCUCAUUCCAAGAAUGUCGCAAUGGGCUGUAUGCAAACCGAGGGCAGAAGUUAAAGGAAUAAGUUUGUAAAAGGGUGGUUCACUAACGCUGCAAAUAUUUUAGUAGUCUAGUUCUCCUUAUUUCCUCAGUGGUCACUUUAAUAUGUACACCUGCUCCCUGUUGCAAAUAUCUAAUCAGCUAAUCACGUAGCAACAUCUCAAUGCUGCGGGGUGGCAAUAUCUUUGAACAACAUUCCCCAAUGUUGUCAUUUGGAGAGCAAGAGGAGGAAUGCUACAGAAUCCCUGCUAAGGUCCAGGCUAAUUAUCGAAGCAUCACGAGUGAAGCAGAACGUGUGCAAAUCUCCUCUCUCACGGUAGAAGGAAGCCCAAUUUCAUUCCCUAGGCUUUCUCAAUAAAUCCCAGAGACAAUCGUUUUACAGGACAGCCCAUCUACAGGGAUCUGUUGCCAGAACAAAAUCUGAAGUGACCUCAGGGUGAGCUAAGGAGUGCCCAAAUCCUGUUACAGACAUAUUCACAAAUGUACUCUACUCUGUGGCAAUAAAUAAAAGUUUAGUACAAAUUUGGUAACAUCCAGUUUUGCUCAAUUCUUAAUUAGAUUUUACUCCUUAAUUAGAUCUUCCAACAAUCUAUCAGUGUUAUAAUUGUCCACAUGUGAAAACAAUUUCUUGAGCCUAAUUGUUUUAAAAAUGUAUUAAACUUGAUAAUUUACACUUAC